CCCUCCCUGAAUAAUUUAUAAAAAUUAGGCCUCUAUUUUUGUAUUGGAUUAUAACUGAGGAGAUAUUUUGAAAGAUCAUGGUUGAGGAUGACGUUAUAUGGAAGCCGGUUUCACUCACAUUCGUUGAAUACCCACAAGGGGACCUUCUUGGAAAAUUGUUGGCUUACUUAAGCCUUACACCGAUAUUCAUUUUGGUUGGUUUUUGUGCAAUUCUAUUGUUUAGAAGAGAACUUCAUACAAUUACGUUUCUUGCUGGUUUGGUGCUUAAUGAGGCUGUAAACUGGACUGCAAAGCAUCUCAUUAAGGAACCGAGACCUGUACGAGGUCAUGAAGGGUUUGGAGAAUAUGGAAUGCCUUCCAGUCACUCACAGUUUAUGUUCUUCUUUGCCGUUUAUAUAAUUCUCUUCAUAUGUAUCAGGCUUCACCAGCCAACAUCUUCCUGUUUUAUUGAUAAUAUAUGGAGAAUUUUAAUUGGAUUUGGAGUAGUCAUUCUAGCUAUUAUUGUGUCGUAUAGUCGGAUUUACCUUCUGUAUCACACUACAUCUCAGGUUUUGUGUGGAGCUUUACUUGGUAUCAUCCUUGCAAUUCCAUGGUUUUUUCUCACGCAUGUGGUAUUCACUCCUUUCUUCCCCUGGGUUGUGUCGUGGGGUGUGUCAGAAUACUUUAUGAUUCGUGAUUCAACAUUAAUUCCAAAUAUUUUAUGGUUUGAAUACACCACAGCAAGAACUGAAGCCAGGCAAAGGAACAGAAAGUUGAGUAGCAAGUCCCAGUAACUUUUUGUUUUUCCUGUGUCAAAUCAAAUCGAGUCUGCUUUUAACUACUACUGCUGCUGGUUCAAGGACAGAUUGAGGCUACCUAGACUACUAUACUACUGACAGUUGGGUGAUCAAACAAGUCUGCCUAGGCUACUAGAUUUGGUUGACCAAUCAAGACUGCCAGGCUACUACUACGUUGUCCACUGACAGACUGAGGCUGUACACCAAGCCUGUAGAAUUCAGGUUGAUUGCGAAAAGAAGAUUUUAACAAAAUCAAGAUGAGUUUUUUAAUUGUAAAGAUUGAAAAUGUAUCUGGUUACAUAUUUUGAAAGAUUGUAAUUUAAUGGUUGUAUAACAACUGACUUGGUAUUGUUAUGUAGAAUGAUGAUGUCAGAAAUAAACAUUAUUUUAAAAUGUUAAACAAAUCUGAAAGAGGUAGGAUCGUUUUAUACAGGUUUCAGAAGAGUUGGUAAGGUUUUUCUCAUUGGUAGAAUGAUAUUGGUCGAGAUUGUUUAAUUGUUUACUCCAAUGUAAUAUUGAGGCUGCAGAUUUUAACUCCAAUAGGGGAGCUUUUCUAUCUCAUUUGUUGUAAGAGUAACUAUAGUUACACAAGUGUAUUUUACAUAUAUUAAAUUAUAAUGGAAUAUUAUGUGUAUGCCAUAAAUGAGCUAUGUUUAAUUUAUUCAUUACAAGUAUUAAAACUAUAAUCAAAACAGCUAAAGCAAUAAUGAUUAAACUAAAAUGAACUUUCGGUUUCUAACCACAUUCAGUGAACCAAAUCAGUCAAUCAUCAGUUUUAAUAAUCCUUAUUUUUUGUAUUCAAGUAAUGAAGUAAUAGUAAACCCAGACCAGUUUAUCAGAAAUAUUUUUAUCAGAUUAUCAGAUCAGACAAAAAGUUCUUUUAACAUAUAAUAUACUAUGAUCAAACAAACUGUGUUUGUGCUGGUUGGUAGGUAAAGCAUGCAUCAAAAUCUGAUCAAACACUUACAGUUGACAUCUCACCGAUUUUUAGUCAUUUAAUUCUGAGCCCACAUUCAUUUUAAAAUUCUUGCUAAAAUUGAGUGUCCAGAGCUUUCUGUCCUGUGAACAACAAUAGGCUAAUUUGCAUUGGACUUCCUGUCUUACAGUUUAUUCAGACACUAUUACUUUAUUUUAUUAGAUAUUUUUUAUAAUGCUACUAAAAUAUUUUGUUCAAUUUAUUUGAACAACAUUAAUGAAAAUUAGCCAUCUUGAUUACCAUGUUUACUAUAAUCAGCAUCCCACUCUCAGAUAAGCUUUUUCAAUUAGUACCUACCCAAGUACUGUAAUUUUUAAUUGGUAUUCUUUGAAACCAUUUAAUCCUUUGUAAUCUAAGAAAUCGGAGGAUGUAAAACUAUAAAGAAAUAACAUAUAAUUAAUUCAGCUUAAAUUACUUCAAAAGAAUUAGGUUAUAUUUAGUUGUUCCAUGCAUUAAUAACAAAUUCAAACAUUGUUUUAUUUAGGAGACCUAAGUCUACUAAUUAGCAUUGACCACGAAAUAGACUGAUGUGUUUUUAAAAAAAGUCAUUAUUACUCAAAAAAAAAAAAUUUGCUAGGAUAAUUUGCUUUUUUUUUUCUUUUUUUUUAAUCACACCAAAUUUAAUAAAGCGAUCAUCCCAAAUGCAUUCUGGUUGCUUAUUGCCGAUGUGGUAUACUAAUUACAAAAUCUCAAAAACAUUCAUCUGGUAUGAGUUUGUUAUUGUGGAUAAACUACUUUUUUAAUAGUUUGUUAACAUGUACAUUUACCAACUUAUUAAUCAUGGAUUGUGUUUGUUAGAAAAUUUGCUUAAUGUCUUCCAAUUUGAUAUUGGUAACCUGUUUAUACUUAUUCAUUCCUAAAUACAUUUAGAUUAAAACAAAGAUACAGUUAACAGUGCUUUAACAAGAUACUUCCACUUGUUUGUCAUUAAACAAACCAACAAUUUUACAAUCAACAUUUCUAAAUUUUCACUUUCUAAAACAUUAAGUAGCCAUUUUGUUUAUAAAUAGUACUAAGAUUAGAAUCUUAAGCCGGACAGUCACUGUGUAAGACCGUUAGGCGACGAAUCCAACUGCGCACCCUCUGAUCUCUAGAUAACAUGACGCCAUCUGCUGAUUGUCUGUGGCUGUCUGAAGGGAUCAUCAUUUAAAAUGCUUUGUUCCGCAUGUGUCGUGGUGUUGUGCUCUGCAUAGAAUCGCAUCGGUCGAUGAUCGUCGGACGUAGUGAUUGCCUCGGCUUUAUAGAGUAUACUAUAAAAGUGUAAACUUUUGAUAUUCAUGAUAGUUAUUACUUAACCAGCUGUUCAUGUAAUAAUUUAGGGGAGUUCGCAUUCAUUCACUUAUGUCUUUUCAAUUAGAAACACCCAGCGCUAUCCAUCAGUUUAUUGGCUCUGAUUAAUAGGGUUGUAAAAGACCUAGGAUGUGGUACUGUAUGUAAUGUUACAUAUGGAUUAGGUAGAAAAAAUAAAGUGGGUAUAUUAUGCCUAAAGUGAUAAAACAAUAAAAAAAACUUUAAAAAUUUUAUCUUCAGUUAAGAAAGUAUAAUUCCUGAUGAUGACAUAAUUAAUGUCGAAAUAUUAAAUCCCAACACGAUGGUGUGUAUUUCAAUACUUGGAGUAUGUAUUAUACUUUCUUAUCUGAGAUUAAUCAGUGGACCUUUCAGUUUUUAUCUUCAGUAUUAUUAGAAUUUUUAUGGUCACAAAUUUGCCUAGUAUGCUAAUGGCGAGCCACUUACAGUGGUAGAGUAAUUUGGUUGGACAUGGAGGCUAAUUUUUUUUACCAUACUACAACCCUUUGACUCGAAUUCAAGAGGUAACACAAAUAUGUGAGGUCUCACCACGAAAUGAGAUGCAUCGUUGGUGAAAUCCUAUUGAGAUAUUCACCAAAAUAG
Anneissia japonica is the source of this 3642-nucleotide messenger RNA. RefSeq names its product dolichyldiphosphatase 1-like. Lineage: Eukaryota; Metazoa; Echinodermata; Crinoidea; Comatulida; Comatulidae. The transcript is spliced from 8 exons. Gene Ontology annotation, cellular component: intracellular membrane-bounded organelle; endoplasmic reticulum membrane. Gene Ontology annotation, biological process: protein N-linked glycosylation; lipid biosynthetic process. The record is from RefSeq and is a predicted model, not a curated record. The coding region runs from base 78 to 773 and encodes 231 amino acids. Gene Ontology annotation, molecular function: dolichyldiphosphatase activity.